AGUUCCUUUUACUUCCUCUUGUCUGCAGUCCCCUUCCCCUAAUAACUCCGCCGCCGCCGCAGCCGCCGCCGUCGUUGCCUGCGCGGCUGCGUCGCUCCGAACCCAUCGCCCGCCGCGUUGUUCCGUCGGAGAUAUACAAUGAGGCUGCUGCAAGCGGAGGAGCUUUUCCGGAAGGUUCUGGAGGGCGGGUCGAAGAAGAAGGCGGCUCGGCUGCUCGGCCUCGACGUUGGCAGCAAGUACGUCGGGCUGGCCGUCUCCGAUGAGAAGAACAGGAUCGCUUUGCCUCUGAGUGUCUUGAGUCGGACAAAGACAAACAUCAACUUGAUGGCAGAUGAUUUCAAAACAUUGGCUUCGAAAUAUUCCCUUGCUGGGUUUGUUGUGGGCUAUCCAUUCAACCUGCAUGGUCAACAUACUUCAGAUGGAGUUCAAGUAAGGCUUCUUGCUGGAGAGCUUUAUCAAACAGGGAAACUUGAUGAUCUGUGCUACACAUAUUGGGAUGAAAAUUUCACCUCAAAGUGUGUUGAAGCCCUCUUGCAUCCUCUGAAUCUAAAAAAUCGAGAUGAGGCCAAAACAAUGACAGAUAAAUUUGCUGCAGUUUGCAUACUCCAGGGUUAUCUUGACAACAUGAACAGAAAAUUGAGACCUUCCGACAAGUCUGAAUCAUAAGGUGGCACCCAAGCUCCACUGAACUAACCAAAGAGCAGGUGGUCAUCUUCUGUGCAGUCAUGAUAGCACCAAGAUGUGAAUGGAGCUCCGUGCCGGUGCUUCUGUUGGCAUCGCAUGAGUUUUGUGGAUUAGGAGCUAACUGCUGAGAGAUCAAACUACCAAUCCAUUGCCUGGCGCAAGCAGAGCUAGUGCUUAGCUGCUCAGGGCGAAAUCGUCAUUGAUGAUGCUAGAUAUGCUAAAAUGCAGAACAUCUCGUGAUGCCAAAGUAUUGAGAACCUCCUAUUUUUAACCCGGCCAUCCAGCCCCUAUCCGCUGAUGAAAUUCCCCGAUGGGGACACCAGAUAAUGCAGUAUGACUGUAAAAGGGCCCAUCGUUGCCACUGAUACGCUUGUCUAGUCCCGUUCUAUACUAUAAUUUCCAUGAGACCAACACUUACGCA
Setaria italica (foxtail millet) is the source of this 1105-nucleotide messenger RNA. RefSeq names its product putative pre-16S rRNA nuclease. NCBI's taxonomy places the organism in Eukaryota, Viridiplantae, Streptophyta, Magnoliopsida, Poales, Poaceae. The record is from RefSeq and is a predicted model, not a curated record. The transcript is spliced from 7 exons. The coding region runs from base 139 to 666 and encodes 175 amino acids. Gene Ontology annotation, biological process: rRNA 5'-end processing.